AAAACAUUUUCCUUUUCCAAAUUCAAUAGAAAAAAAAAAUGAAUAUAUAUCAUGAUCUUAUAUAAAUUUUUAUAUUAAUUAAAUGAAAAAAAAGUUGUCGCUUGCUAAAUUAUGUAUACACAAGACCCGAAUUUUAGGCUGGAACAGUCUCGUCUCCUAUAUUUCUAAACACUGAAAAUUCGUUAAAAAUCUAUCCAUGUCCAUCAAUCGACGGGCGCUUAUGUUUUGACUGUGGACGAUCCUUACAACGUUAGCUUCUUCGCCUUUCACUCUCUCUCUCUCUCUCUCUCUAUAUAUAUAUAUAUAUACCUAUUCCUCAACUCACAAGCAUCUUGAAUUUACUCUCUGCUAUUCCUUUUCACUUCAAUUGAGACAUCACUGAGAGUGAGCGAGACUACUGUGUUCGUGGGUGUGACAUAGUUUUCGCUUUUCUUUUUCAUGUUAUCUGCAUGUAAUUGUACUCGAUUUGGUGCUAUUUGAUGGGACAAUGGGUUCUCUGGAGUCUGCUCUUCCGUUGAAGAGGGAGAGUCUUCUUCGCUCUUCUUCAGCUGGUAGAAGCGAGAGAUAUCCCUUUUUGCUCAGACCCAGAUCGAGAUUUUCCCGUUUCUUGCUUUCCAAGAAGCUAGAUUACCUGCAAUGGAUUUGUACAGUGGCUGUAUUUCUCUUCUUUGUUGUUCUUUUCCAGAUGUUUUUGCCUGGUUCUGUGAUUGAGAAAUCACAGGAUUCGAGGAAACAGCUGGACAUGGUUUAUGGGGAUUUGUUGUAUUUGAAGGAUAUGGGAACUUUAGAUUUUGGAGAAGACAUCAAACUCGAGCCUUCAAAGCUUAUGGAGAAAUUUCAAAAGGAAGCUAGAGAAGUCAAUCUGUCAUCUAGUUUCAAUAGAACACAACAUCGUUUCGGGUAUAGGAAACCCCAGCUCGCAUUGGUGUUUGCGGAUCUGUUAGUGGAUCCACAGCAGCUGCUGAUGGUGACUGUUGCAACCGCAUUGCAGGAGAUUGGUUAUACAACCCAGGUUUUUUCACUUGAAGAUGGUCCUGCACAUGAUAUAUGGAAGAGCAUAGGAGUCCCAGUCACCAUUUUUCAGAGCAACCACAGGAUGGAAAUUGCUGUUGAUUGGCUAAUUUAUGAUGGCAUACUUGUGAACUCAUUGGAAACCAAGGUUGUUUUUUCUUGUUUUAUGCAGGAGCCUUUCAAGUCCAUACCUCUUAUAUGGACCAUCCAUGAAAGAACUCUUGCUGUUCGUUCAAGACAAUACACUGUAAAUGGGCAAAUUGAGCUUGUGAAUGAUUGGAAAAGAGUUUUCAACCGUGCUACUGUAGUGGUCUUCCCAAACCUUGUCCUGCCGAUAAUGUACUCUGCAUUUGAUGCUGGAAACUAUUAUGUUAUUCCGGGUUCUCCUGCUCAAGCAUGGGAAGCAGAUGAUGUGGUGGCAUUGUACAAAGAUAAUGUGCGUCUGAAAAUGGGUUAUGGACCUGAUGAUGUUGUCAUUACAAUUGUAGGAAGUCAAUUUCUAUACAGGGGUUUGUGGCUGGAGCAUGCACUCAUUUUGCAGGCUUUGUUACCACUUUUUUCUGACAUCCCAUUCGGUGAUAAUUCAAAUUUUCAUCUCAAAAUCAUUGUCUUAAGUGGCAAUUCAAGCAGUAAUUACAGUGUGGCUGUUGAGGCAAUUGCUGUUAACUUGCAUUAUCCAAGAGGUGCUGUAAAGCACAUAGCUAUUGAUGGGGAUGCAGGCAGUAUGCUAAAUGCAGCUGAUAUUGUGGUAUAUGGGUCCUUCCAUGAGGAACAAUCUUUUCCAGAAAUUUUGAUAAAAGCCAUGUGCAUUGGAAAACCCAUCAUAGCCCCAGAUCUCCACAUGAUUAGGAAAUAUGUUGAUGACAGGGUGAAUGGCUUUCUUUUCCCUAAGGAGAAUAUCAGGGUUCUAACACAGAUUGUAUUGCAAGUGAUUUCAAAUGGAAAAUUAUCACCUUUAGCUCGCAAUAUUGCUUCAGUAGGAAAGGGUACUGCUAAAAACCUGAUGGUUGCAGAAACUGUUGAAGGUUAUGCUUCUCUACUUGAGAAAGUUAUCAGGCUUCCAUCAGAAGUUGCUCUUCCUAAAGCUUUUGUGCAAAUUCCUGCCAAAUUGAAAGAAGAAUGGUGCUGGCAUCGAUUUGGAGCAUUUCUAAAUUUGACAUAUGAAGACAGAACUUUGAGAAGUUCCGGAUUCUUAGUCAAGGUCGAGGAGCAGUGGAACCAUACACAAAGAGAGAGCUCUGGUUCUAUAACUUCUAAUGACGAAUCAUUCUCAUAUGAAAUUUGGAAAGAAGAGAAAGACAAUCAGAUCUUUAAUGCAAGAAAGAGAAGAGAGGAAGAAGAGCUAAAAGAUCGAAGUGAUCAACCUCAUGGUACAUGGGAGGAAGUAUAUCGAGGUGCCAAAAGGGCUGAUAGAACUAGAAAUGAUUUACAUGAAAGGGAUGAAGGGGAACUUGAGAGGACAGGUCAGCCAUUGUGCAUUUAUGAACCAUACUUUGGGGAAGGAACCUGGUCUUUUCUUCACCUUAGUUCACUGUAUCGUGGAAUAGGGUUGUCCACAAAAGGUAGAAGACCUAGGACUGAUGAUGUUGAUGGACCCUCUCGUCUACCACUUCUUAAUAAUCCAUAUUAUAGGGAUACCCUUGGUGAAUAUGGAGCUUUUUUUGCAAUUGCAAAUCGAAUUGACCGUAUUCACAAGAAUGCUUGGGUAGGGUUUCAAUCUUGGAGGGCAACAGCAAGGAAGGCAUCUUUAUCUCGGACUGCUGAAAAGGCAUUAUUAGAUGCUAUUCAAACACGAAGGCAUGGGGAUACACUCUACUUUUGGGUUCGCAUGGACAUGGAUCCAAGAAAUCCGUUGCAGCAAGAUUUUUGGUCAUUUUGCGAUGCUAUUAAUGCUGGAAAUUGCAAGUCAGCAUUUUCUGAGGCAUUUAGGAGUAUGUAUGGUGUUGGGCAAGAUUUGGAUUAUUUACCACCUAUGCCUGAUGAUGGGGAUACAUGGUCUGUCAUGCUGAGUUGGGCUUUGCCAACGAGGUCCUUCCUAGAGUUUGUGAUGUUUUCAAGAAUGUUUGUAGAUGCAUUGGAUGCACAAAUGUAUGAGGAGCACCAUCAGAGUGGUCAUUGUUAUCUGAGUUUAUCGAAGGAUAAGCAUUGCUACUCACGAGCCCUUGAGCUGCUGAUAAAUGUCUGGGCAUACCACAGUGCAAGGCAGAUGGUGUAUGUAAACCCUGAGACUGGCUUGAUGCAAGAGCAGCACAAAAUGAAGAGCAGGAGAGGCAAAAUGUGGGUUAAAUGGUUCUCGUACGCCACCCUAAAGAGCAUGGAUGAAGACUUGGCUGAGGAGGCAGAUUCUGACCACCCUAAGAAAAGGUGGUUAUGGCCAUCAACAGGAGAGGUAGUCUGGCAAGGUGUGUUUGAAAAAGAAAGGAAUCUUCGCAAUCGACGGAAAGAGAAGAGGAAGCAACAAAGCAAGGACAAACUCCACCGGAUGAGGAGAAAACGCCACCAAAAGGUAAUAGGGAAGUAUGUAAAGCCCCCACCAGAGGAGAUAGAAAAUUCAAACUCAACAAUGUUAAAGUCUUUGUUUUUGUAGAAUUAAAUUCGUUUUUUGGGAGUUGGGCAGCCUUGGAAUUGGUAGGGUUAAUUUGAUAAUUCUUUCAUUGUUAAUUUUUCCCUCAUCAGUUCUUAUUUUGUAUGCGAGGGGUUUGUAUGUAACUAACUGCAUGCUUAUAAAUACUGAAGAAUGUCUCAAUUUUAUACUAGCUUUCUUGUUCUUUUAA
Hevea brasiliensis (rubber tree) is the source of this 3785-nucleotide messenger RNA. RefSeq lists its product as uncharacterized. The transcript is spliced from 14 exons. The coding region runs from base 488 to 3598 and encodes 1036 amino acids. Gene Ontology annotation, molecular function: glycosyltransferase activity. The record is from RefSeq and is a predicted model, not a curated record. Lineage: Eukaryota; Viridiplantae; Streptophyta; Magnoliopsida; Malpighiales; Euphorbiaceae.